Messenger RNA from Trematosphaeria pertusa, 643 nucleotides. RefSeq lists its product as uncharacterized. The record is from RefSeq and is a predicted model, not a curated record. The transcript has 3 exons. NCBI's taxonomy places the organism in Eukaryota, Fungi, Ascomycota, Dothideomycetes, Pleosporales, Trematosphaeriaceae. Gene Ontology annotation, biological process: mycotoxin biosynthetic process. The annotation marks the transcript as partial.
AGCACUUCGGGCGCACUCUACCCCCGACGAAGACAUGUCCCCCACUUCGAGAGAGUACGCAUACUCCUCCUUACGAGAGGAAGAGUAUGCCUCUCCCGCGGCCACAAAGAAGAGAUACAGAGUUGCGACUAUUGUAGCAGCGCUUUGGGUCUGGGGUAUAAUGUGUUUUGCCUUGGGGUACUUCAUUCACGGACACAUUCAGCCCUCUUCGCUGGGGAAAAUCUCCUUGCACUCCAUCACCACGUCCUUUAAAUACAACAGCACCUUCACCAUAGCGCCAUCCCCCGAAACGAAAGCAGCAUGGAACGGCUUGUUGCCCCAAGGCUCUGGCUUCGUCUCUCAUCCUCGCCUCUCCCCCUCCCCUUCCGCGAUCUCCGCCUUCCAUCAACUACACUGUCUUAACAUGCUCUGGUUAUCUUACUACUCGAACACCACCACCUCCGAAGACGACGAGCACAUGAAAGAGCACCUGAAAACCCCCCAUGCGCGCCACUGUUUCGAUUACCUGCGACAAAGCAUAAUGUGCGCUGCGGAUUCGAAUCUCGAGCCUGUGAAUGCGGAGUUGGGCGGUGUGACAGGGUGGGGUAGUGAGCGGGUGUGUCGGGAUUGGACAGAGUUGCGGAAGUGGGCGGGACGGUGGAAG